CUGACAAUGCUAGUCCUUUGGUUGAACCGGAGUCGCGCAGCAAUGACAUCACCGCUGCUAGCGUUAUUAUGCUAAAAGAACAGCUAUCCGUUCUCUGUCGUGAUGGCGGCUCUGGUUCGAGGCCUACGCGCUGGGAGAGUCCUGCUGGGUCUCGGCAGCGCAUUGGUCCAGAGCAGCCCUCGUCCGCAGUACAGUGCACUGACGCGUGCUGUCCAUUCUGCUGCCGUCCUCAGAGUUACUGAUGACACUAAAGUCCACCAGAACACACUGCCUACAUCUGACCAUGAACACCAGCAGACCCAGAAUUCAAGAACGAGUCAGUCGUUUUGCUCUACGGAGAAAACUGGUUCAGCUGAUGCUCAGCAGGAGGACCCGCAGCCUAACACCAGUUAUCAGGAUCAAGGCGGUGAGCAGGCGGAGGAUUAUGAGACCGAAGAACAGCUGCAGUCUCGUAUCCUGACCGCUGCGCUGGAGUUCGUCCCCGAGCACGGCUGGACUGUGGAGGCCAUUGCUGCGGGAGCAGAGACUCUCGGCUUGUCGGCUGCUUCUGCUGGGAUGUUUAAUAACGGUGCAGGAGACCUGGUGCUACAUUUCAUCAGCCAGUGCAACACUCAGCUGGUGGACAUUCUGGCAGAGCAGAACAAUCAGGUCCAGCUUGGACAAGCAGAGAAGAAGAAGACGGCCGAGUUCCUGAGGGAUGCCGUCGAGACACGCCUCCGGAUGCUGAUUCCGUACGUGGACACGUGGCCGCAGGCGAUGAGUAUACUGCUGCUUCCUCACAACAUCCCAGACAGUCUGAAGCACCUCUCCACCAUGGUGGAUGACAUCUGGUACUACGCAGGAGAUCGCUCCACAGACAUAAACUGGUACACCCGUCGCGCAGCGUUAACAGGAAUCUACAACACCACAGAGCUUGUGAUGCUGCAGGACUCCUCCCCUGACUUUGAGCAGACUUGGACUUUUCUCAGCAACCGUAUCCAGGAUGUGGUGAACGUAGCCAACACAGCUAAACAGGUGCAGUCGACAGGAGAGGCUGUAGUUCAGGGGCUGAUGGGUGCUGCGGUCACGCUGAAGAACCUCACAGGGUUGAACCAGAGACGAUAAAGCAGCAUCCAGUCCUGCAUUUCAUUGGCCACGCCCUGCAGCUGCCGGCACGUUCUGAACAUCAGACACUCGUUCUCCAUUGUGAGGGUCGCUUUGCUGUUAUUUUGAAUGUAGGUUGGAUCGGGAGAUAAAAUUUGGUUGCUUCGGUCACAUCAAUAGCGUGCUCUCGAGUCUGUGACUGAUCUGUACAGUCAUUAUGCUUUUACACUGCUCUGAGAAAUCGUGCUCCUGAACACAAUGAUGGGCUUUUGAUUCAGUGUCGUAUCUUCAGGUCAGUGAAUUUCCACUGGACAGGUUAAUCGGCUCGGAUUCAGACCAUCAGCUGUGUUUUUGCUCCCUGUAUAAACUUUUGAAUCAGAAUAAAUCUAUAUUGUACUUGAAAUUAAACCUUUUCAUUUAA
Molecule: messenger RNA, 1504 nt
Organism: Hemibagrus wyckioides
Lineage: Eukaryota; Metazoa; Chordata; Actinopteri; Siluriformes; Bagridae
Gene: coq9
Product: coenzyme Q9 homolog (S. cerevisiae)
Exons: 9
Coding region: 103-1104 (333 amino acids)
Biological process (GO): ubiquinone biosynthetic process
Cellular component (GO): mitochondrial inner membrane
Molecular function (GO): lipid binding
Source: RefSeq, a predicted model, not a curated record